Messenger RNA from Dicentrarchus labrax (European seabass), 4717 nucleotides. Its product is annotated as solute carrier family 66 member 2. Gene Ontology annotation, biological process: retrograde transport, endosome to Golgi; phospholipid translocation. Gene Ontology annotation, cellular component: endosome; trans-Golgi network. The coding region runs from base 698 to 1513 and encodes 271 amino acids. NCBI's taxonomy places the organism in Eukaryota, Metazoa, Chordata, Actinopteri, Moronidae. The record is from RefSeq and is a predicted model, not a curated record. The transcript is spliced from 5 exons.
UGUUUGGAGCGAGUGGGUGAACUAUCUUGACUGAGCCAACAUCUUUGUCUCAACGCGUGACGUGUGACGCUUCAGGAAGUGUGGGCUCGUCCGUUGAAUAGAAAAACACAGACUCUGGAGAAAGAAGAAAACUAGUGUAAUACAGGGACCCUGCACAGGAAAAGGCUGCUCUGUGUCAAGUUUCCUUCCAGUUACAAGAGCUUCUUGUACUGUUUCAGAAACCUGGGCAGUUGUCCCUUCUGAGUUUAGUGCAGUCUUUCAAAACAACGCCAGCUAGCGUCAACAGAAGUGUUGAAUCGGAGAAAUGGGACGUAUGGAGCAGAUUAGCAGCUCCCGCCGACCCCCCCGCUGUCUGUGGUAAGCGUUGUUGUUCUGUCGGUACAGUAGCGGACACACUGAUGUCCUCACUGUCUGCACUGUUGUUCUCAGCUGUUACCGAAACGUUAGACACCCCCCCCAGAAUCGUCGUUUCUGAUCCACUGCUCGGCUUGUGAUGGCGUGGCACUUAGCUGCUUCUUUGUCUGUGUGACCCGUGUAAGGACUAUGCAUGAGAAACGCGGAUGUUACUCUUUUUACACUGUCAAAGUCGGUACAAGGAACCAGCGUGGGGUAACCAGCUCAUUAUUGUCUCCGUUGAGCCGGUGAAAGCCAGCUGACAUCACUCCACAACUUCUCCGACUGUCUGAGCAGCUGAAACAUGGACGAUGAGCUGUUUGACCAGAUCGUGGCCGUGUUUAACAGCCUGGUUUCGUGGGUCGCUGCUGGUGCCAUGGUGUUCGGUGGGCUGGUGCCCUACAUCCCCCAGUACAGAGACAUCCGCCGGACCCAGAAUGCAGAGGGGUUCUCCACCUACGUGUGCCUGGUCCUCCUGGUGGCAAACAUCCUGCGGAUACUGUUCAGAUUUGGCCGCUACUUCGAGACGCUGCUCCUGUGGCAGAGCAUCAUCAUGAUCGCCACCAUGCUCAUCAUGCUGAACCUGUGCACCAACGUCCGCAUGGCCACUGAACUGAACACCAAACGACGCUCCUUCAUAGCGACAGACAGUAAGGACGAGGAGAUCAGAAUCCCUAAGAGGCUCUUUCUGGACUUUGACUGGAACCACUUCUGGUCGUGGAGUCACUUCGUUGACUACCUGCAGUGCGUGCUGGCCUUCACGCUGGUGGCAGCCUAUAUAACCUACCUCUUCCUGGACUCUGCGGUGUUCGUGGAGUCCCUGGGUUUCCUGGCUGUCUUCACAGAAGCAAUGCUGGGCACACCACAGCUCCACUGCAACUAUCAGAACAAGUCUACAGAGGGCAUGAGCAUCAAGAUGGUGCUGAUGUGGACCAGCGGGGACACCUUUAAAACGGGAUACUUCCUGCUCACCCAGGCUCCCGUGCAGUUCUGGACAUGUGGCCUGCUGCAGGUCUUCGUAGACUUCGCCAUCCUGUUCCAGGUUUACUACUACAGCCGCUACCCGCAGAAACCAGUGUCCCACACCGUCUCCCACACCACCAGUGCCAAAGCCCUCUGAAAGCCCCUGCAAGGUCUCCGAGGACACCAGUGAGGAAACUGUGUAAACAUACACGAGCACCAAAGCACCUUGAGAUGAUGCAGGCUGCUCGCCCUCACCUCCAAGUAUACAUAAAGACACAUACACACCCAUAAAUAAGGCAUGGGUAUACACAAACACUUUGUGGUGUUGGUGUCUGCAGCGAUGCCUGAAGGACACUUGUUGCAAACAAACUUUUUUGCUUUAUUUAUCCUACUGACUUCUCCUCAAUGCGACAGUAUGCUUGUGUCUUGGAAUGCAGACUUCUCAAAGAAUAUAUCCUUCAAUCAACUUGUGCAUGUGGAGAAUAUUAUGCACAUACAUGAAUAUAUACAGUCUAUAAACUGCAGAUGUAUGCACUGAAAUCUGUGCUCAAGGAAAUGUGGACCAGCUUUUCUCAUCCACAUUAGCUGAUGAUUGUUGCAUGGACCCUCUGCCUUAAAACACACAUUCAAACAUGGCUUACCAGCAAUAGAAAUGAAUGAAUCAAUAAAAUAAAAAAAUCUUAAUAUACAACGUUACUGAAUGUACAAAACGGUUAAAAAAACAUUUGUUACUUUGUAGUUUUUUUCCAACUCAGUGGAGAAAUGCUGGUCAGGCUACCACUUGUUGGACAGAUGGUUGCCAUGCGCUGUGGCACACAGGCUCAGUCUUGUGGGAUAAUGGAGGAAUCAAACCUAGAGGCAAUCAAACGUUACCAAAAGAAGAAAAAAAUCCAAAGGCUUAAAGAUGCAGGGCAAUGGCUUUUAAGUGUCAUUGAGGCUAACAGAGUGGUGUAAAAAUCAAGCUUUGUAAAAGACAUAAGGGCUGUCUGUUCCGCCUGAAGCCAGUAUUGCAGGAAGCAAAGGUGUUCAGUUAUUGGAAACAUCUUCAAACAUCAGUAUGUUCAGGCUGCGCGGGUUGCCAAAUGCCCAAGAUUGUUGUAGUGAAGCUGUUGAUGGCAUUUUGUUUAGAAAUUUGAUCAUUGCUAGCUAGCUACAGCUGUACAGUCUGUAUAUGAGUUGUUUGGGGCAAAUAAACACAGUCUGAUCAUUCUGAUUUAAUUUAACAUUCAUGCUGCAUUCAGGCCAGCAGAAUGGGAGAAACAGAAAAACUUACCAUUAUACGACUUAGGAGUGUUUAUACAUUAUUAUAAGUUGCUGGUAGCCUUGUGGUCACACCAUUUAAAGGUCUGUUGUGUAACAUUCAGGAGGAUCUAUUGGCAGAAAUGGAAUAUAAUAUUCAUGGGUAUGUUUUCAUUAGCAUAUAAUCACUUGAAAAUAAGAAUUGUUGUUUUCGUUACUUUAAGAUGAAACGUACUAUCUACAGAGGCAGCAGAUCCUCUUCCAUGGAGGCCGCCAUGUUGUACUGCCAUGUUUCUACAGUAGCCCAGAACGGACAAACCUAACACUGGCUCUAGCUAUAGGGGCUUUCGCGUUUUUCCGCAAGUUUGGUGGCCACUGUAGUUAUUCCUACAUGCUUGGAAGGAGCUCGGUAAUUCAAAUGGUUGCAAUCUGCAACUUCACCUCUAGUUGCCACCAAAUCCUACACACUGGUCCUUUUACAUUACUGUCUAAACUAGCUACUUUUCUUGUGUAUUAGUUGUGUUGCUGUAUUAGUUGAUAUUAUAUUUUGCUGUCAUUUUGCCACCAGUUUGUUGAUACUGUAGUUCUUUUUCGCCUGGUGGGAGAAAAUAUAAUAGCUCAGAUUUUCCAAUACUUCUGACUCAGAAUGCUGACUUGGCUGCUCUGAACAAUAUGAGGUAGACGCAGCAUCACUUUGCAAUUUUGGCCAUCAUUCCAUUAUCUGUAAUGAUAACAAUAACUUAAUAAGUUAAUUGCUGAGAUCUGGGACAGCAGUGACAUCACUACAGAGAUGCAACUGUCUCAGACAUUAUUUUGUUGAGUUACAGAGGUUAUUGUUACAGCCUCAGCUACAAAAUGAGACCCAAGUUGCAAUGAACCAGAACUAUUCUUUAAGAGAGGUUAACUUCAGGUUUUACGGACUGAUAUUCUGGAAUAUCAUAUCUUCACUUCCCAUCAUAUUGGCUGUGGGUUACACUGACUGGCCAGUUCAUUAUUUAUAUUGUGAAUCCAAUAACAUCCCCUGAUACCCCCACUCAUGACUCCACAUGACCGUGUGGUGCUGCUUGGGCCAGGUUGUACUCCUCACCAUUUUGUCCCAAGAAAUUAAUUUCCUGUUCAGAAGGAAAAGCAGCCACAUGACACAGUGAAGAUUUUCUUUUGUUACUGUUGUUUUGUAAUUUUUCUCUGGGGAGGAUGGAAAUGCCAAACCAGGAGGUGUACGACUGUCAGCCCUUCAGUGAACUGUGUACCAGAGCAGACCUGAUUCUGUCCUCUUCUUCCAAGCCUCAAGAACUGGAAGCUUCCCUUUUGUUCCAGUGGGAUGUGGCAGGAGUUUUCUAUGAAUAUUUCUUUCCUUACUCUUAAAUAUACACAAACGAUAUAUGUGGUCGCCAUAUUUAUUUUGUUAUCCUUUUCAUAAUCUUCAAAUGCCAUUCUAAGAUAGUGUACGUCUGUUAUUCAGACAGUGGAUAAUGGAUAAUGUGAGAUACCCAGCAGGUUCUUUUUGUGCUCAACAGGAUCAAAAUGACCUCAGUGUCUCACUUUAUUUAAUGUUUUAUUCCAUGUGUCUGAUUUUACUUUUUUUACAUUGUGUUUUGUAUCAUUUGGUUCAUUCAUUUGAUCAUGUGAAGGUAUUUUUUCCCAUCGAAACUGCCAACUUUUGCAUCUGUGAGUUCCACACCUAGUUUGUUAACAUACCAAAAAUAUUAUUUUCACUGUUUGUUGUGCCAUUUUACAAUGUUACAUCUGUUUGUUUUUCAUUUUUCUAUUAAAGUGCCAAGACCUUUUUCACAGCGACCAUUUUGACAUGAUAUAGUAGGGUAAACAGGUGUUAAUGAUGAUAUUAAAGGUUCAGUUCCAUUCAGAGUCAGGGUGCUGCUGUUGUGUGUGUGUUGUCUCAUUCGAAAAGGCUCCGCGCCACUAAGUGGAACAGAACCUUAAUUAGUAUUAUUGGUAAUUCCUGUUUACCCUACUUUUUCAUAUCAAAAUCGCUUCUGUGAAAAAGGUCUAUUGUCCACCUCAGUAACUAAUGACAUCCAUCAACACUUGAGGCUGAUUAAACACCGAGUUUUGUUGAGAAUCUAAUGUGGCAUUGUCACCCAAUAAAGAGGACACAGAGAGA